CCUUGGUGUGGAUAUUGAACAUGUUACUAGAACUUUGCCUCGCACUUGUGGUCUCGGUUUUGACGCUUAUCAUCGUGUCAUUCAUGAUGAAAUCAAAGGGUAUGCCUCCUUGUCCGACAGCUCUGCCAAUACUUGGAAACCUGCUCGAUGUUUUGAGAUGGACGAAACAAAAAAACAUGCACAUCGAACUCACAAAGAUUUCCAGGGAGUAUCAGUGGAAAAUCUUCACCCUCCGUCUCCCAGGCCAAAGUAUUGUUGUUGUCAACUCGGCCUCAACAGCUCGUGAGGCACUGGUGACAAAGCGAGAUGAUUUCGCGGGAAGGCCCUAUCAAUUUACUUUAGAUUAUUUGACAAGUGGUUCGAAGGACAUCGCAGUACAAGACUUCACAUCUACGUUACUCUUACAAAGAAAGAUCGUUCACUCUGCGAUUCGCUUGUUUCAACCAAACCUAACAGUCAUAGUGAACACGGAAGUCCAGGAAUUAAGUAAAAGAUUGUCAGCACAUCAGGGAAAGGCAAUCGAUCCUCUUAAAGACAUCAUUUUGACUACAAUGAAUGUGAUCUCUGUUAUGGUGUACGGUGAACGUUACGAGAUGYACAAUCGAGAAUUCCAGACAAUUUUGGACGAGACGUGGAAGCUUAAUGACUUGCUUAGUCGAGUUUCCAUUCUAGAUUUCUUACCAUUCUUGAUUCAUUUCCCGAUCAAAGAUUCGAAACUUGCCAAGACUAUUUAUUUGUCAGCGAAGAGCAGGCUGACCAGGAAGUACCAGGAACACCAGCAAACCUACCAAGACGGAAUAACGCGUGAUCUGACCGAUGCCUUAAUCAAAGCUUUAAAGGAAACCAAGGAAGAUCAAAAGAAAACUCCCGAAGUGAUGACUGAAGACCACAUUCUCAUGACGAUGGGGGACGCGUUUACAGCUGGUAUCGAAUCUACAACAUCAUCAAUCCUUUGUCCACUCUGA
Molecule: messenger RNA, 965 nt
Organism: Exaiptasia diaphana
Lineage: Eukaryota; Metazoa; Cnidaria; Anthozoa; Actiniaria; Aiptasiidae
Product: steroid 17-alpha-hydroxylase/17,20 lyase-like
Exons: 2
Biological process (GO): progesterone metabolic process; hormone biosynthetic process
Molecular function (GO): steroid 17-alpha-monooxygenase activity; heme binding; iron ion binding
Source: RefSeq, a predicted model, not a curated record